UGGAGCGUGUGAUACUAGAACAUAUGUCUUAACAUUGAUCAUAUCUAAUACAAUGACAACUCACCAAUGAAAUCUAUUGCUUAUACACAUUCUCUCUAAUGAUUUGUCAUGGCUUUAGAUAGAAAGUCUCGUUAUUUCCUCAUCUUUGUAGCUCCACUUUUAACGUAUAUUACUCUCUCAGUAUAUCUCAAGAAACUCCAUCAAAAACAACAAACAUUGAACCUUAGUUCUCAAAAGCAGUUUAAAUAUGCUCCAACAUUAUCAAAACGGAAUGAAGUAAUUGACAAAAGAAGAGGUUCACAGCCAGUGAUAGAUGUCAUCAAACAAGUUAUGGUUGAUGAAAUACCCAGGGAUUUUCGGCGAGAAAAUAAUGAUGUCAGGGACCAGAACAUGCUUGAAUUAAGUCAAAAGUUUACUGAAUCUGAAAUCAAGAAUGAGGACGUUUUAGAAAGAAACCAGAUGGAGGAGAAGAAUAUGAAUUUAUUAUAUGAAGAUAAGGAAGAACAUAUAUUUAAAGAAAAAUUCAUUGAAAAACCAAUUGCCGACCGAGAAUUAAAAUUGGAAUCCCAGAAAAAGAGAAACGGAAAAAGUUAUCAAAUGAAAAACAAUCCAAUUUUUAUGAUAAGAGAACCUGAUAUGAGUUGGUGCCAGAAAUUCCGUGCGCGAAUUUUGAUUUUGAUAUUCUCGAGACCGGAAAAUAUUUACGAAAGGCAGAUAAUUCGAAAGACCUGGCUUAAAGAUUUACCCAAAGAAAUGUACGUAAUAUUUGUAAUUGGAAAGUCGGAAUUUGAUAAAGAUACCUUGGAAUCGGAAGAAGAAUUUCAGGAUAUACUUCAAGGGGAAUUUAAGGAUCACAAACGCUCUGAGACAACAAAAUUUAUGAUGACUUUAUUUUGGUUUAGUCAUUUACAAAAUUAUUGUAAAGUUCCGAAGUUGGUCCUUAAAACUGUGGAUAAUAUUUACAUAAAUGUGGCCGCUUUCCACGAAUGGUUACGAACUAAAUAUACAACUACUAAAAACGUCUAUUUAGGCAGAGUAGUGAAAAAUGACCAGCCAAAUAGAGAUCGUGCAAACCCCAGGUAUGUUCCCAAGAUAGCUUUUCAUCACUAUAUUUUCCCGGAUUAUCUAAACGGACCUCAAUAUUUAUUUUCGGCUGAUGUAAUCCAGAGAAUGUCAUACGUUUCAAAACUAGUUUUUCCUAUUGCUGUUGAGGACGCUUAUAUAGGUUUGCUUAGUGAUCGUCUGCAAAUAAAACCAAUACAAGACGAAAAUUUUCAUCUUCUUAUGAAGACUACUAACGUAUGUAUCAAUGCCAAACUUCUUUUCAUUUUCUGUAAAUCUGCCAAAGAAAUGAACAAAUUACACAGGCAAAUAAUUAACAGUAAAAAAUCCUUCGAAUGUCAGCCACCGCGAAGUCAGAAACAUCUUGGGCUGUGAUAUACAAAUGUGUUUCCUAUUUUAGUACAGUAUAGUUUAUAACUAUAAAAUACACUGAACUUGUUUGGUAAUUGUAUUUAUAAAAUUUAUUGAAAAAU
Octopus bimaculoides (California two-spot octopus) is the source of this 1535-nucleotide messenger RNA. Its product is annotated as beta-1,3-galactosyltransferase 1. Lineage: Eukaryota; Metazoa; Mollusca; Cephalopoda; Octopoda; Octopodidae. The record is from RefSeq and is a predicted model, not a curated record. Gene Ontology annotation, cellular component: Golgi membrane. Gene Ontology annotation, molecular function: N-acetyl-beta-D-glucosaminide beta-(1,3)-galactosyltransferase activity. Gene Ontology annotation, biological process: protein O-linked glycosylation.